AUGACGCGAAAAUUUCGAACACUUCCUCAGAGUUCCUUUGGCAGCCCAGGAGGAUUCCUCCGACAGACACAUGUUGUGGGGUUGGGGUUUGACAGCACUAUUGACGACUACAAGGUCGUCAGAAUUUUUGAAUCCUCCCUUUAUGAUUUUCGAGCUGAGAUAUACAACUUGAGUACUGAUUCUUGGAGACAAGUGGAUGCCAUUCUGCCACCAGUUAUACUUCGCGAUUGUUUCGACCUACUUUUCAACGGAUUUUUCCAUUGGAGCGCAGGCCCGGAAUCUAGCCCGCAUAUUCUUUCGUUUGAGAUGGGAGCUGAGGUAUUCAAAGAGAUCAAGUAUCCUAAUGGCUGGCUAGGAGAACAAGCAGAACCGCGAUCGGUGGAGCACAGUCUUGUUGUUUUAGAUGAUUCCAUGGCGUUGAUUUUAUUUUCAAGAGGCAGAUUGUUAGAUAGUGAAUUGUAUGACAAAUCAGAACAGUACAUUGAGAUAUGGGCAAUGAUGGAAUACGGUGUUGAGGAGUCUUGGGUAAAGAAGUUUUUCUUGGGACCUUUUUCAGGAAUCCAGUGCGUAUUAUCUUUUUGGAGCAAUGACAAACUCCUUGCAGAUUGUUGCAAGCAGUUGGUUUCAUUUGGUAUCCAAAAUGAUUCCAAGUUGAAGAAAUAUGAUAUUAAAGGAUUUUACCUACAACUCGUAAUUCUAAAGGAAAGUUUGGUUUCUCUCUAUUGA
This is a messenger RNA of Coffea arabica (coffee), 726 nucleotides long. RefSeq names its product F-box protein CPR1-like. Lineage: Eukaryota; Viridiplantae; Streptophyta; Magnoliopsida; Gentianales; Rubiaceae. The record is from RefSeq and is a predicted model, not a curated record. Gene Ontology annotation, molecular function: protein binding.